Molecule: messenger RNA, 721 nt
Organism: Chondrus crispus (carragheen)
Lineage: Eukaryota; Rhodophyta; Florideophyceae; Gigartinales; Gigartinaceae
Exons: 2
Coding region: 1-570 (189 amino acids)
Source: RefSeq, a predicted model, not a curated record
AUGUCGCAAGCAGGUGGGCAAAAUCCUCCCCCGAACCCGGGCCCGUAUCCUGCACGAAAGGUGAAACUGAAGAAGGGCGACACAAAAAAAGGGCCCACUCCAGCAGCAAACGUCGAAACUAUGUGCCACCGUAGAGGAGUCCUGUUUGGAUGUGAAGUUGCCUAUUGCUUGUUUGAAAGACAUUCGAGACAAGAGUCUCGUACGGAAAGUAGCAAUGUGGGCAGGCUUGCUUCGAAAAGGUCAAGUGUUGCUCGAGUUGCCCGUUGUAAUAUUUUUGACAUUGAAGGCAAUGGUGCUCUCGACCAAGCUGCUGUUGGUAAGCGUUUAAGUGAGACAGUUUUGUCGCGGAAGGCUAGAAAGGGGAAAGGGGAAGGGAACAUUCUGUUUCCUUUCUCUUACAGAACCGAUACAGGGACUGGUGUUGAAGCUCGAAGGGUUCAAGUCGUGGGCGAAGAAGCUCGCAGCCACACAGUUUCCAAUUCAAGUUCAGAAAGUCUUCCGCCCGUCUCCGUACUCUCGAAUUUUGUAAGGGCUUGUCGAGGGGAUGACUCAGGGCUUUUUGCGGUGUGAUUUACCGUACCUCCCUGUGCACUAAUUAACAUUGACGUGAUCAGGCUAACUCCUUCAAUGUCCCGUUCCCAGCCUCUUUAAGGCGGAAAAAGUCCAUGUAAGUGCUUGUCAACGAUUGUUGAGUAAAAUUGGGCGAAACUUUUGGGUGUGU